Messenger RNA from Amblyraja radiata (thorny skate), 11825 nucleotides. RefSeq names its product chromodomain helicase DNA binding protein 6 (gene chd6). The coding region runs from base 106 to 8376 and encodes 2756 amino acids. The record is from RefSeq and is a predicted model, not a curated record. The transcript is spliced from 37 exons. Gene Ontology annotation, molecular function: ATP binding; protein binding. NCBI's taxonomy places the organism in Eukaryota, Metazoa, Chordata, Chondrichthyes, Rajiformes, Rajidae.
GAGAGCGUGAGCGUGAGUGAGCGAAAGCAUCAAGUGUUGACUGUGAUGCAGACGUCUGGCUUUUCCCCGCUGAACUGGAGACAAUCUGACUAAGGAUGGUUGGAAAUGGCCUGCUUUUUAAUGGGGGUCGACACUGCUCUAGCUUACCCCGGUGAGGUUAGUUAUCAGCCUUUCACUUCAAAGACCUCCAAGCAGCCUCUGACACCCAGUGCCUCAUCUGUCAGUGAACACGCAGUCCAGUUCUCGCACACCAGCACCAAGGACCAACCAAGCCCACACAGUCCAGCCAGUACUCCAGAUGCUGCCAGUUACCUGGUUGAGAGCAGCAGCAAAAAAGUUGCACUUUGUGCACAGUUGGAUGUGAGUGUGGACCAACCACCGCCGCUCACCAAGGCCGAGGAUGUCGGUAUGGGGAUUAAGAAAAAAAGAAAGAAAAAAGAACUAAAGGAGGAUGUCAGCAGUGAAACGGUAACUGAUGCACCCAAACCAAAGAAGAAGAGAAAAGAGCCUAAGUGUGAUAAGGAACCGAAAGAGGGCAAAGCUGCAAAAGAGCCAAAGGGCUCAAAAGGAGCAAGGAACCGUGGGGAACCUAAGGAACCUAAAGGUACAAAGGGGGCCAAAGAGCCGAAGGAACCUAAGGGUGCCAAGGAACCCAAGCAGCUGAAAGAGCCAAAAUGUAAAUCUAACACUACACCCAAAAGCAAGACCAGCAAGAAAGCCAGCAAAGAACAAGGCCCAACACCAGCUGAAAAGAAGAAGAAAGGGAAAAGGAAAACUGCUGCUCCGGCACAGAAUUCUGAACAUAAGCAUUCGGCGGUAAAGAGACCUGUGGCCACAGAGGAGCUGACAGAUGCACAGAAGCGACGAUCAGGCCGUCAAGUAAAACGAAGGAAGUACAAUGAAGACUUGGACUUCAAAGUUGUCGAUGAUGCCGGUGAAACAAUUGCUGUACUGGGAACAGGGCGGAUUUCUCCGAGCUCUGGGUCCUCACAGAAAGGAAAUCAGACGACGGAAAGUCAGGAGGAGGAUGAGUCUGCUGUCAUUGAGAAGAUCCUGGCUCAGCGAAUGUUACAGAAAGAGACCCCUGGUGCGAGCAUAGAGGAAGUCGAAGAAUUUUACGUCAAAUACAGGAAUUACUCAUACCUGCAUUGUAAAUGGGCCACAUUGGAGGAGCUGCAAAGGGAUAAAAGGAUUCACCAGAAGAUCAAGCGUUUCAGAGCCAAGCAGGCUCAGAUGAAGAACCUUUUUGUUGAGCCUGAUGAAGAGCCCUUUAAUCCGGAUUACAUAGAGGUUGAUCGGAUCUUGGACGUCGCACAUACCAUAGACUCUGACACUUCAGAGCCUGUGACUCAUUACUUGGUGAAGUGGUGCUCUCUACCCUACGAAGAAAGCACUUGGGAGCUAGUGGAAGACAUCGACCCCGUAAAGAUUCAGGAAUAUGAGGAGUUGCAGAUUGUGCCUGAAAUCUCACAUGUGGAGCGGCCUCCUGCUGACACAUGGAAGAAACUGGAGCUGACACGGCCGUACAAAGCGGACAAUAACCUCAGGGAAUACCAGCUGGAGGGAAUGAACUGGCUGCUGUUCAACUGGUACAACAGAAAAAAUUGCAUCCUGGCGGAUGAAAUGGGUCUGGGGAAGACAAUCCAAUCAAUUACAUUUCUGUAUGAAAUAUACUUGAUGGGAAUCCGGGGCCCUUUCCUCAUUAUUGCACCUCUCUCCACAAUAGCCAACUGGGAGCGGGAGUUCCGCACAUGGACGGAGGUAAAUGUCAUCGUGUACCACGGCAGUCAGAUCAGCCGCCAGAUGAUCCACCAGUAUGAAAUGCACUACAAAGAUUCUGAGGGCCUCCCCAUCCAGGGCAUUUUCAAGUUUAAUGCAAUAAUUACCACUUUUGAAAUGAUUUUGGCUGACUGCCCUGAGCUGCGAAAAAUCCAGUGGAGUUGUGUGAUCAUCGAUGAGGCCCAUAGGCUGAAGAACAGGAACUGUAAACUGCUGGAGGGUCUCAAGCUCAUGGCUUUGGAACAUAAAGUUCUACUGACUGGAACCCCUUUGCAGAAUACAGUGGAAGAGCUAUUCAGCUUAUUAAAUUUUCUUGAACCCGUUCACUUUCCUUCUGAGUCCACGUUCAUGGAGGAGUUUGGAGACCUGAAGACCAAUGAGCAGGUGAAGAAGCUACAAGCAGUAUUGAAACCCAUGAUGCUUCGAAGACUGAAAGAUGAUGUGGAGAAAAAUCUGGCUCCAAAGGAGGAGACCAUCAUUGAGGUGGAACUGACUAACAUCCAGAAAAAGUAUUACAGGGCCAUCCUAGAGAGGAACUUCUCUUUCUUGGCUAAAGGAGCUAACCAGGCUAACAUGCCAAACCUGCUGAAUACCAUGAUGGAACUGAGAAAAUGCUGUAACCAUCCCUACUUGAUCAAUGGUGCUGAGGAGAAAAUCCUGGAUGAGUUCCGUGAAGUGCACAAUCCUGAGGCUCCUUAUUUCCAACUGCAGGCCAUGAUCCAGGCUGCAGGAAAGUUGGUGCUGAUCGACAAGCUGUUGCCCAAACUGAUAGCAGGUGGGCACAAAGUGCUGAUCUUCUCUCAGAUGGUUCGUUGCUUGGAUAUACUUGAAGAUUAUCUCAUCCACCGACGGUACACCUAUGAGCGGAUCGAUGGCAGGGUACGGGGGAACUUGAGACAGGCUGCCAUUGAUCGCUUCUCCAAACCAGACUCGGACCGCUUUGUGUUUCUGCUGUGCACCAGGGCAGGAGGUCUUGGUAUUAAUCUUACUGCUGCAGACACUUGUAUCAUCUUCGAUUCGGAUUGGAACCCACAGAACGACCUGCAGGCUCAGGCUCGUUGUCACCGGAUAGGACAGAGUAAAUCAGUUCAAGUGUAUCGCCUCAUAACCCGUAACUCGUACGAGCGAGAGAUGUUCGACAAGGCCAGCCUCAAGCUGGGUCUAGACAGAGCAGUCUUGCAAGCAAUGAACCGCAGAGGAAACACCAACGGGGUGCAGCCAUUGUCCAAGAUUGAAGUAGAGGAUCUUCUUCGUAAAGGAGCAUAUGGAGCCCUAAUGGAUGAGGAGGAUGAAGGAUCAAAGUUUUGUGAAGAAGACAUUGACCAGAUCUUGCUUCGGCGAACUCGCACAAUCACCAUUGAAUCAGAAGGGAAGGGUUCAACAUUUGCAAAGGCCAGUUUUGUAGCUUCGGGCAAUAGGACGGACAUCUCCCUGGAUGACCCCAACUUUUGGCAAAAAUGGGCCAAAAUUGCAGAGCUGGAUAUAGAGUCGAAGAACGACAAGGACAGUUUGGUCAUCGACACACCACGUGUCAGGAAACAGACCAAACACUACAAUUCGUUUGAGGAUGAUGAAUUGAUGGAGUUCUCUGAGCUUGACAGUGAUAGUGAAGAUAAACCUUCAAGGUCUCGCCGUCUCCACGACAAGACACGGCGGUAUCUCCGGGCCGAAUGCUUUCGGGUGGAAAAGAACCUGUUGAUAUUCGGGUGGGGGCGAUGGAAGGACAUCCUGUCGCAUGGACGCUUCAAAUGGCACUUGACAGAGAUGGACAUGGAGACCGUUUGUCGCACCCUCCUGGUCUAUUGCCUGAAGCAUUACAAAGGAGAUGAGAAGAUUAAAAGUUUCAUCUGGGACCUUAUCACUCCUACAAAAGAUGGACAGAAUCAAGCACUGCACAAUCACUCAGGGUUGUCAGCUCCUGUGCCCAGGGGCAGGAAAGGCAAGAAGCUGAAAACCCCACUGUCCCAACCAGAGCUGAAGAACGCUGACUGGAUGGCCAGCUGUAACCCAGAGGUGCUUUUCCAUGAUGACGGCUAUAAGAAACAUCUCAAACAGCACUGCAACAAGGUCUUGCUGAGAGUCCGAAUGUUAUAUUAUCUCAAGCAGGAGGUGCUGGGGGAGGCCGCUGACAAAGCUUUGGAUGGUGUUGAUGCAAGUAAGCUGGAAGUCUGGAUGCCUGAGGUUGACUACAAUGAUAUCCCAGUUGAAUGGUGGGAUGGAGAUUGUGACAAGUCCAUGCUCAUUGGAGUUUACAAACAUGGUUACGAGCGAUAUAAUGCGAUGAGAGCUGACCCAGUACUCUGCUUCCUUGAGAGGGUGGGCAUGCCUGAUGAGACCUCACUGGCAGCCGAGCAAGGUGUUGACCUGCCAGCAGACAUAAGCGAAGGGGUUGACCUUUGUAAAGGUGAUGACUCCGAGUUGAAGUCUGAUGGCCAGUUCAAAGAUCAGCCAGAUGAAGAUGCAAAUUCCUGCAUUGAAUCUGGGAUUUUGGAGAAAGGGGAAGACUCAAUUUUAGGUCAGAAUGGUGCAGACAUGGACCGUCCCCAGUGGCCGGUGGCUUCAGUGCUCACAGCUCGUCUUCGUCGCCUCAUAACCGCCUACCAGCGCUGCAAUCGCAAGGAGCUGGUGAGAAUGGAGUCGCAGGCGCGCAAUAACCGGCGUCGCUGGUAUCCACAGGAUGAGAUCUGGGGAAGGGUGUCAGAAAUGGACAUUGUUACCAUGGAAAUCCAGCAAAGGUGGACAAGGAGGGAACAGACAGAUUUCUACCGUGUGGUCUCGACGUUCGGUGUGGUGUAUGAUCCAGACAAGAAGCAGUUUGACUGGAACCAGUUCCGCAGCUUUGCCAGGUUGGAGAGAAAAACGGAUGGAAGCCUAGAGAGGUAUUUCCGAAGCUUCGUGGCCAUGUGCCGGAAUGUUUGCAGGCUGCCUCAGAGGAAAGAAGAGGCUUCAGAUCCAAGCAUUUUUGUGGAGCCCAUCACGGAGGAACGAGCUUCGCGGACUCUGUACCGGAUAGAGUUGCUGCGUAAGGUUCGUGAGCAAGUUCUGCGGAGCCCGCAGCUGAGCGAGCGGCUGAAGCUGUGCCGCCCCAGCCUGUACCUGCCGGUGUGGUGGGAAUGCGGUAAACACGACCGCGACUUGCUCAUGGGCACUGCCAAGCACGGCCUCAGCAGGACGGACUACUACAUCCUCAACGACCCUCAGCUUUCCUUCCGCGAGGCUCACAGGAACUACGUACAGAACGGGAACACCUACUUCCAGACAGUGCCGGCUCCUUGCAGCCAGUCCUCGCUCAAUUUCAGCCAGUCUGCUUCUCCUGCCUCCACUGUGCUCACUCUGGGGGAGAAGGACAACAUUGAGCAGAUGGACGCGGAGCAGGAGAAGCUGGAGGAGGUUUUGGAUGAGCCUAGUCCCUCGGCAGGAACGCUCAGAGACUGUGCCGAAGUGAAGAAUGAAGAGGGUGCAGCUGACCCUGUAAACAAGUGCAGCGCUGCUCAAUCUAGUCUCAGUCUGUCUGAAGCAGUGGCUGCAGGGAACGAAUGGGGAGCUGUCAACUGCACACAGACCAAGUUUUACCCUAUGCCAACAACACACGUCAAAUCUGAAGAGACGAAUGCCGUGGGUGGAAUGUGUGCAGAGGGUGAUGGCGAGGAAGGUUUACUGAAGCCUGUGCUGGAAUCUUGCAGCCGUGGAGAAACCAUGCUCCGGAGAAAUCUACAGCCUGUGUGUGUUGCUGCUGCCUCACCAACAAACUGUCUGAACUUGCUGCUGGUACAAUCCAAUGGUGUGUUGGAAGUGCCGUCUGUACCAGAGGAGAUGAUGGAUAGUUCGGCACCAGUGUGUGGUGUGCAGCCUGUGGACCCGGUGCCUGGUGCCGUCCCUCCGUGUCACCUUGUGCACGACAAGCAGGUUAAAGCUGAAAAUGAGAGCUCGAUGGAAGUCAGUGGUGGGGAGAGCCCCAUAGAUGAACACGUUUAUGAUCUGCAGGCUAACUGCCCGGGCGUGUGCCUCACACAGACCACAGCCAAUAGUUCCAAUAGACCAUGGAGUAGAGCCAGCCAGCUGGCUGAGUCCAACUCUCCAGUUACUGCACCUGUAAGUCCACAAGCCACCAAUGGGUUGAAGCUGACUGAAGCUGUGGUGGGCACAGACCAACAAGGUGUGGCUGUGAAUGAGACCUGUUCAGCAGAAACGGAGGAGCUCAUGGCCUUUACAAAUGCUGAAUCAGACCAUCCUCCAUUCGUGAAGGUAGCCGUGCAAAGCCUAACGAGCACUCCGUCACUCGGAACUGCUUACUCGUUAAUGAAGACGGUGCAGGCUGAGCCAGAUCCACCCUCAGCCCAUGAUGGCAUUGUUCCCAUAAAGCGGGAGCUGACAAUCAGGCACCUCCUCGAGGACUGCAUGAAGGAUGAUCUCUGUAAAACAGAAGAGAAAUCCGAGGAAGAUAAUUCACUACCUGAAGUUAUCCCGCUGAAGAGUUUUGAUGAGGAGAGCAACACAUCUGCCAGCCUGGUCCAAGAUGAGAUCCAGGACACCCUCCUGCAGGACAUCCGCGAGCCAACCAUCGCACAACUGCUGCAGGAGAAAACACUCUACUCGUCUGCUGAGUGGCCCAAGGAUCGAGUUAUCAUAAACCGCAUCGACAACAUCUGCCACGCUGUGCUGAAAGGAAAAUGGCCAUCAGCACAACAGCAGAACCUGGAAGCUGCUGGUGUAAUGUACUCCAUGGCUGCCCCAGCAGACAGUCUGAACGUGAGGAGCUGCCUCAGUGUCCCUGUGCAGGCUGCACACACUCUCAGCUUUGCUGACGGCUCUGUCUCCUCCCAUCAAUUUUCAAAGGAGAGCCUACUUGCAUUAACGUUCCCGAGGGAUCAGAGGAGGAGAAGGCGGAAGUAUGAGUUUGAGACAGAUCGAGGUGCAAAGAGGAAGAGCCAGGAGGAGGCUGCCUCCAUCCUCACUCAUCCGCCUAUCAUUUUGAAUGGAUGGCAGGAGACUGCCAUGGACCUUUCCAAGGCAGCGGAAGAGGUGCCUGGCUCUGUGCCAGUCAUCAUCAGUACGAGCACCUCCAGGCUGAGCUCGCUGGACCCCUCGGCUGCUUUCAGAGCAGAUAUGGCCGGGAUCCUGCAGGCAGGCCUCGUCCAUCCCGUCACAGGUCAGGUGAUCAACGGCGCCUACAGAGGAGAAGACACCUCGCGCAGAAAGAGAGGACGGAGGAAGAACGUCGAAGGUGUUGAUAUCCUCUUCAUGAAGGAGAAGAAACCAGAGAUUUUGGUAGGUUUCAAGGAGAGCGGUCUGUCGAAGCAGCUUUUCUCUGGGGUAGCUCACUCCACCGACAACAUGGCUGGCAUGAUGAUGAAACUCCCUCAGGGCAAGCAGCAACUGGGAAACGAGGAGGAAGAGAAAAACAAGAGUCUGAUUGAGUGGCUAAGGCAGCAUCCCACCUACACCAUGGAUGUGUCCAACCUGGCUCCCAAUUGCACGGCUAUUUUACACAGCCUUUCGGAGCGACCAAAACAAAGGAGGCAUCGCUGCAAGGAUCCUAGUAAACUGGACAUCAACUCGUUGACUGGGGAGGAAAGGGUGCCUGUCGUGCAUAAGGGAAGUGGAAGGAAGCUGGGGGGCGCGAUGGCACCGUUGCUGAAGGAGCUGGCAACAUGGCUGGACGCAAACCCAGAGUACGCCGUCGCACCCGAGUGGGCGGAAAUCGUGAAACACUCGGGCUUUCUACCGGAGAACAAGUUUGGCCGCAUCUUGACUGAGCCCGUGGUGAAAGAGACGGGUGCCAGGAAGCGGGGAAGGAGACCGCGGAGUGAGAUGGUCAAACCUGGCGUCAUUAUGGGUGACACCACCUCGGCAAUGGGACCAAUGUUCAUGAACGGGCUCAUCGCUGGGAUGGAUCUCGUGAGCCUUCAGAACCUGAGAAACAUUCAUAACCUUCAGCUGGCCGGGCUGAUGGGAUUCCCAGCGGGAUUUGCUGCUAUCCCCUCGGGAGAGGAUGGCAAGAACAGCCUGAACAUGUUGCCUAUGAUGCUCCCUGGGAUGGCUGGGAUGUCGCACGUGUUUGGCGUAGGGGGAUUGUUGAACAGCCCAUCGAUGAUGUCAAAUACCAGCACUUCAUGUACGUCUACGUUGACGACAAGUGUUUCCUCUAAAGCAAAUAAAGGCAGCGAACAGCACAGCGGUGCUGCCGAGUCAAGGAAACACGAGGAUGGAUCUUUGUCAGGGGAGAAACCAGGUCCGAGUUCAUCUUUCCCUGACUGUGGAGAAGCCAGAGUCACCACCAGCAACGUGUUACCCAUCAACCCAUUCCUGCUGCACAGUAUGCCUGCUGGAUUAAUAUACCCUUCCAUGUUCCUUCCGCACGGUGUUGGCAUGGCAAUGCCUGGCUUUGUACACUCUGAGGGAGACACCACUGGAAGCCCAAAGAAGAAGAGGAAGAAAGCCAAGGACGAGGCUGCAACUGAGGGAACUGAACCCUGCCCACAGCUCAUAAACGUUGAGGAGAGCAUGAGAAAUUCAACAGACUUCACUGCCGUACAGGACAGUUCUGUGCAGGAAACUCAGAAAAACUCUGUAGAUGGUACCCAGAAUGCCGAGUAGAAUUUCUAUUUACUUUUAGGUCAACUUUAGAUUUUCUUGAUUUAAAAUUUUAAACCAUGUUUAUGACCCCUUCCUGCCUCGAACUGUUCUCUUCUCCACACCUCCUACACCCCCCCCACCACCACCAAUCCUCCUCUCCACUCACACUGUGUGGGGUUAGGAAUCUAAAGCAGUUGUGUUGAAAUACACUCUGAGGUUGCUUUAAUGGUCAAUUUUAAUUGGUGACCGCAUUCUCCAUAGCACAAACUAUGCUUUGAUUGUUGCUUCAGAGAUUAUGGGGGACAAGUAACGGGGAUGGGAGGAGAGAGAGUAGGAAGGCAAAAAUGUCCUGAUUUUUCACCACAUAGAUAUCACUCAAGGGAGGUCAUCAACAGUUACUUGAUGCCUCUUGCUCUAAGCUCUAGUUUUGUCAGUAUUUCACCUUGCUUUUUUUGUAAUACACUGGUCUCAGGAGAGGAGGGAGGAAUCUGCCAGUUGAACUCUCCCUGGCUGGUGAGAAUGAAAGAGUUCUAUGUGCUUGUCCUGCCUUUCCACAGUACCAGUGGCCUGUUGGUUAGUCUGUUCUCUAAUUGUGCUGUGGCUUUGUGCUGCAGUUCAAGAAACUCUUUCUAGGAGUUGCAUACACCUUACAAUAGCUGUUCCACUCUCUCUUCUGUUAGUACUGAUUGGAGCAUUUGAUGUUGGGAGAAAGGAUGAGGAGAAUAAAGAUCACUACCGUGACCCUUCUUCAGAACGAAUCCCCUUGAAAAGUUUGCAAAUUAGACUUUUAAAAGAUACCUUAUCCGCAACGAUUUUACAGCAAAGCAUGUACAGAAUUAUUCUUUCUCUGAAUUAAGGAACCAGUUAAAAAACUCAGUGACAAACGGAGGGGAGUUGUGUUGCAUUCUCAGCAUGGCGCACACACAAACCAAGAUCUGGUGAGAGUGAGCUUGUAGCCCUGUAUGACACACAGAUCAGCUGGUUAUGUUAAGCCAAGCAGAUGUAAAUACUGGUGCUAAUCUAUAAAGGUACAUUGAUGCCGUAAAACUCCAAAUAUAGAUUAGUUGCUUUUAGUAAAUACAGGGAUGCCGGAAGUACGCAGUAGGUUGGAUGGCAGCUAUGGAGAAAAAGUAAAAUAGUUACUGUUUCAGAUCUGUGGCUCUCAUGAGUUCUCUAGAAAAGUCAUUACCCUGAAACAGGAACUCUUCUCUCCCCAUAGUUGCUGCCUGAUCUGCUGAGUGUUUGCUGCAUUUGCUGGUUUGGUCUCUGAUUUAAUCUGCAGUGUUUUGCGUUUCCAGUAGUUGCUAGUGACUAUUUCUCGCUAAACUUGCUGAGGAACUGACAAGGUAUUUUCCCGAUAUCACGCCUUGCUUUUGUCUGUUGUCGGCAGCCAGAAUCCGUAUCAGUUCUGUCUGCUCAUCUUGUCCGUGUGUCAGCAGGCUGGUGCUCAGUAACCAGACCUGCCAAAGGUCCCAUCUCCCUUCCCUGUCACACACCUCCACCCUCUGCACCAAAUCUUCUCAGACGAUGUGACACAUUUUGGUAGUAUUGCCAGCACCUAUAGUGAGGUGUUGGGACACUGGUUUCCCUGUAGCAAGAAGAUUCUGAAUCGUACUGUAGCAGUUUUGUGUAAUUAUAAAAUUAAAUACACAGUGGGUGCGUGAAUGGAAGAUGAGGUUUUCUGUUACUGUAUGACACUUGUUUUUUGUAUUUUAGUUAUUUUAUGAGGGGUGGGAAGGGAGCCAAAUUAUAAUCAAGUAUUUCUGCCUUUUUUUUGCCUUUAGUUUAGUUAGUAAAUUGUUGUUAUUGAUUUUUAAACAAAAAACUUUUAAAAGGAUCACUGAAGACCAAUUUGCUUGAUGACUCUUUCUGAAUCUAAUCCAUUACAAGUUGGUCUCUUGUUUCAGAGUGGGUGGCAAUGUAUAACCCUCGUAACUUGCUGGAACACUGGGAAGAUGGCCUGGGUUAGUAUUAUUUGUUAAAAUGCCCCUGUUCUCUGCUCCACAACCUCCCACCUUCCAACAUGUAGCUCAGAAGAUGGCGGAAUGCAAGCAGUGUAAUUAUGGCUAAUGAACAGAAAGGAAUAUCCUAUAAAGAAGUGAUAUCACGGUGGCAGCGUGCAUUGAAAGAGUCUCUCACUCCAGCCCCUUCCCCUUGACCCAGGCUUUGCUGCUUUGACCAUACCAGCAGGUGGACACUGGCUUCAGUGCAGCCGGGCACAGUCCCCUGUGCAGGUCCCAUGACAGCUCGGAGAUUACGUUUUUUGUUGAUGGUUUAUUUCCAAAGUGAAUAUCAAGUUUUGAAGUAUUCAACGUUUACUGUCCACUGAAGUUUUUUUUUUUAAAGCAAAAGUUGUUUUUCACUUUCUUUACUGUUACAACCUUGCAUAACUUAUGGUUUUGUGCCGAGGUCCAAAUGUUGAGUCAUAUAUUUCGUUACUACAUUAUUUAUUCAUCUGUUGAAUGUCUGUUUUUUUUAUUGUAAUUAUUCUGAAUCACUAACUAUGAAAUUCUGUCCUGUUUUUUUUUUAACCUUGAAAUGCAAGCAAAUAGUCUUUGAUGUUUGCACAGUGUAUUCAGCAGUUUGAAAACUUUAGAUAAUUUCCAAAAUCUUUCAUUGGAGAUGCUUUCCAAAGAUGCACUGUGUUUAUUGAGGCGGUGUCCCAUCUGUUUGUCUGCACUUGGCCUUUAUGAUACACAUCACUUUGUGGAGAAAAGUACAGUGCAUCUGGUCUUGUAUUAUGCAAAGUUGCUCUCUGUUUGUGAUAUAAAGCAGCAAUGAACCCGUACAUUUUCCUGGAAAUUCUACAAACAAUAAUGGUGGAUGUAGAUCUGAUUGUUAUAUAGCCUACAAAUGAUGCUGCUUUGUUAAAAUUUGACAGCUAGGUUGCGGGGGGGGGGAAGAAUUAAAGAUGUCAAAAGUGGGUUGACGUAAACAAUAUUUUACCACUCCACCCAGCAGCUUUGUUGCAUCUUGUUGCAGUUGCCCAUCCCAUCUGUUGCUUAUUGAAUUAGUAGCUGAACCUGCUUAAUUUUACAUCAUGUUUAUACAAGUGUAGAGAGCAAGCAAUCUGCAUCGAGCAAAGGGAAGCCUAUUUCACACAGAUGGCUGUGAAGGGAGGCAAACACGGCUUGAAUUAGUUGACCUUUUAAGAUAUUUUUGAAGUCACUUGAGACAUAAUUUGUGUAUUAUGGUACCAGGAGAUGAAGGACUAAACUCAGUGUCACUCAGAUCCUGGUUUGAUGCUGAAACCUUCAGUGGUACAUUAUUGUCACGUGUACCUAAGUACAGUGAAUAUCUUUUUUGCAGCGGCUCAGUGCCUUCCUACUGUGCAGGAAGAGCAAAGUUCAGGUUAGGCUCUACUUGUCAUUCACGCCUUCAAGGGGUUGAUGAAAGGGACUCUGGUGGAGUCCUGGAUGCAGACAGCUUCCUUCAUUCCAGAUUAAUUUAAAUAAAAGCUUUAAAAAUGA